GCCGGGAAUAAGAGAGGGAAUAUAAGUGAAGAUGAAGAGGAUUUGAUCGUACGGCUACACGGCCUUCUCGGAAAUCGAUGGUCCUUAAUCGCCGGCAGAUUGCCAGGUCGAACUGACAAUGAGAUCAAGAAUCACUGGAAUACACACCUCCUUAAGAAACUCAGAAACUCCGGCCUCCACGUCAGCACUCUUAGAGAUUCCAUCAAAUCUGCCGCCAAACCCAAGAAAUCCGCCGCCGGAGCCGUCGCCGGAAAGAAGAAAAAGAAGCAGAAGAAGGUAGUAGAUGUUGAGGAAAAAAUCGGUAAUAGCGAGAAAGCGUUGACUGUUGACCAAGAGAAGGUGUCAAAUAAAAGUGAAGAUAUUAAUAUUAAUAUUAAUAUUAAUAAUAAUAAUCCGGCGAAGAUUAAGGUGUAUUUGCCGAAGCCGAUGAGGGUUUCGCCGGGGUUUUCGAGGACGAGCAGCUACGACAGCUUGGUCAGUGGGGCGUCGAACAGCGACGGCGGCGGAGAGGCGGCGGCGCCGGAGAAGGAGGAGGCGGCGGCGGGGGAUGGGGUUUCGUACAUGCCGGUGGCGUGGCCGCCGCUGUUCGAGAUGGAGUACGCGAAUUACUACGGCGGCGACGGAGGAGAGGAGGAUGAUUUUAUUAUGGGCGGCGGCGGCGGCGGUGGUGGGUUCUUUCUGCCGUUGCUCCACCACUCCGGCGAUUCAAUAUCUAGUGAUGUAAACAUGCUAGAGAAAGUCUACGACGAGUAUGUGCAGCUUCUCUAGACCAAGAAUAAAUAAAUCAAUAAAUAAAUAAAUAAAUCAAAACAAAAAAUGUUUGAGUUUAAUUUUUUUUACUGUUUUACCCUUAUUUUCUUGCUUUUUUGUUUAUGUAUCACCUUUUUAUUUAACUAUUGUGGGAAAAAAUGAGGAAGUCAGAUGUUACACCG
Erythranthe guttata (spotted monkey flower) is the source of this 932-nucleotide messenger RNA. Lineage: Eukaryota; Viridiplantae; Streptophyta; Magnoliopsida; Lamiales; Phrymaceae. The record is from RefSeq and is a predicted model, not a curated record.